Messenger RNA from Prosopis cineraria, 952 nucleotides. RefSeq lists its product as uncharacterized. The record is from RefSeq and is a predicted model, not a curated record. The transcript is spliced from 2 exons. The coding region runs from base 183 to 782 and encodes 199 amino acids. Lineage: Eukaryota; Viridiplantae; Streptophyta; Magnoliopsida; Fabales; Fabaceae.
AGUAAAAGGGCGGAGGGAGGGACGAUGGUGCCUGCGUGACCGUGGAAAGGUGCAGCCAAACUUCAAAGUUUUGGUGCCCCGCAGCGUUAGAUAAACAGAUUAAAGAAGUUCUCCCGUGGCCGUUCAAAUGUGAACGCCUUUAACGGCUACUUUCACUCCAAGUCUGCCAUCCUCUUUCUGGAAUGCAGAUCUCCAGACAGCAUUGUUCAUGCAGGAUCUUCGUUCGAGCUAAGGCUGACUACUUCAAUUUCAGCUUCAGACUCAGAGCUACCGGUUUUGGACCUAACUGGACCCUCCACCGCUUCUCUUUCAUCCUCAGAUUCCGCAACUUUUUCGUCUUCAGAUUCAAUUCACAUCUCCCUGCGCAAAUUGCUCCUCGAUCCCGCCUAGGGCUCAUCCGAGCCAGAGCCCUCCACGGGAUCCAGAAAUUUCAAGCCCGAAUCUCCGCGAAGAACCGAUCCACUUCUGGCAAUACAGGAUGGAUUGAUGAACAGCCAAAGGAUCUGCUACUUAGUGGGAUUUGGGGGUUGCUGGCAUUCGCGGUUCAAGUUCAACAUAUUUGGCAAAAAUAUGGGAAGGGACUGUGUAUAAUAAUGCUCGCUUCCGUGAGCUUUAUGGGUGUUUUGUUGAUGAAGACUAAGAGAGCAGAGCCCGUGAAAGUAAGAGGCCUUCGCAAUUGCAUGGUAAUAAUAGCAGCUUGUUCGCUAUUAUUUAUGCUGGGGAGUUGCUGGGAUAGAAUGGGAAUGUGUGUGGCAAAGCAAGUUUGGGAGUUGAUUUCUUGAUCUGUGAGUGUGUUAUGUUGCCGUUUUGUUUAUGUUAUUAAUAUUACUAUUCAUUCAAUUAUUCUUUUAAUAAUUUUUUUAAAUCAUUCUUUUUUUAUAUUUUAUAUGUAAAAAUAUAUAAAAAUUUUAGAUUUAGUGUAGUGAGAUUGAGAAGUGAAAGAGAAAUGAAA